CUCCACAUUUAGCCCCCAGCACAGUCCUCCGUGCGAGAGCACGUGACAGAGCUCGUUUGUUGGGCUCAUCGAGACUUCCCCUCCAUCGCCCGACAAGGAGAUGGGAGAGGGCCACCAGGAAGAAAUCUGCCAAGGGGGGGUGACUCCCAUGGCGCCCCUGUCGACCAACGUCCCUGGAGGGGAUUCGACGAGAAGGGCCUCCACCGAAGGGCCCGCUUGCGUUGUGGCCACUCCUGCUGACAGCCACAAAUCAUGUGCCGGCAACGAAUGUUGCCGAGGGAGGGGAGGUCCCUUCCCAACAGUCGCCAGCGGCCCACUUGCUUGAGGAGGAAGAUCUUUUGGUGGAGGUGGCCAGCAUAGGGAAAGAAAAUGAUGAAGAGGCUGCCAAGAUUACUGCUAAGGAGGGGCAGACAAGCUUCCGGGGAUAUCCAAGGUGUCCCCGAAGAAAUCAAGAAACUCCUCAGAAGCGUUUCUGACUCCACUAUGUUGGUUGCGGACAAGCCGCUUAUCCAAUCUGAUGCAUCAAACUUGAUGGUGUACCCACUCACAACUGCACCACAACCUUCUUCGAGCAACAUGGAAUUAACCAUUACUCAUCUGGGACCGGGAGCCCCUAGCUCAUCCAUCUUGGCUGGGGUGAACUUUGACGAGGAGAUUGAUCCCACACUAGUUCCCCUGACGCAGAGGGCCAAGGAAGUUGAUGGUUCUGUCGACUGCACCAAGGACCUUGUCUUCCUGGGGACGAUGGCUGUUGGGCUCAAAGACGUGCAGGAAAGGUAUGGCCAGAGGUGGCAGGAGAUCCAAGAAGAGCACAGUUCCGUCAACCUUGUGGACCGGCAGCUGAGGGACAAGGGCAAUGAACUGCACAAGUGGUACCAGGGGCAGAUCCAGUCUCUCAUGUGGCAAUUAGAAAAGCUGGCUGCCAAUGAGAAGAAGGCAACUGCUCGAGAUAACCAGCUGACGGAGCACGAGGUGCUUCUCAAUGCCAAAGAGAAGGACAUUCUUGCUCGGGAAGAGGCCCUUGCGGCCAUCCUUCAUGGCAAGGACAACGAGCUAGAAGCCCUCGUUCAAGAGUGUACCAAGGAUCUGGAGGAUGGCCACGAGAAGGCCAUUGAUUUGCAAAUCCAAGAUUCAGUCGCCAAACUCAAGGAAGUUGAUGAUAACCUUGCUGCUACAUCCAAUGCCAAGGCAAACCUCGAGGCCCAAGUGGAAAAGCUGGAAGAAGACCUUGCUGGGAGCAAAAAGGAGACCAAGGCUCUCAAAGAAGAAGUGUAGAGGGCAGCCACUACUCUGGAGGGGCUACAAUCGCAACUUACAUCCAAGAGCCAAGAUCUGGAUGUUGCCACCGAUACUAUCAAGGCCUUGAAAACCAGGCUCACCACCUUGGAGACAGAACUUGGGUUAGCCAAGGAUCAGGAGAAACUCUUGGCAGAGGAGGUUGUCAUGGCAGAAACUCUCCGGAAGGACGCUGAGCUCAAGCUUGAAAACUAGGUUGAGCUGUAUGGAAUCUGGACAAAGAAACUACUAAACAUAGCUGAAUGCCUCACCUCCCAGAUUACCACCAUGAACAUGAAGAGCUGGACUUUUUUCGUCAAUGAGCCAAGCGUCAAGCUGUCAUACUUCUUCAUGUGUCUUAUUGACGGGUUGAAGACGUCUGAAGAUGACAGGGUCUGCCUGCUUCGCCAACAAGUCCCGAAAAUUUGCCCGAGAUGCUCUUUUCAUGGUUCUGCUCAAGCUUGCCCAACACCAUCCUGAUAUUGAUCUCUCCGACGCCUUCAAGAAGCAGCCGGUGGGCACCGACACUUUUGCCGCUGAGAAGAUUUCCGGCCCUCUCGCAACAUUUGCUUCGAACAUGCCUUUACUCCCCCUCUUGAUGCUCUUGCCUGUUUUCAUUCCUCUCCCCGGUAAACUUGUAUGCGGGGAACUCUUCCAUCCUGUGUGAAAAGAAGGAACGGGGAGGAAGCGGGGAACCUUGGCGGUUCAUUAAGCAUCUAAUAUGAUCCUUGCAAGGGUUAGGAUGUACACAUAUGCACAUAUAUAGCUUAAAUAUUUUGUAAA
This is a messenger RNA of Aegilops tauschii subsp. strangulata, 2058 nucleotides long. RefSeq lists its product as uncharacterized. Lineage: Eukaryota; Viridiplantae; Streptophyta; Magnoliopsida; Poales; Poaceae. The record is from RefSeq and is a predicted model, not a curated record.